Molecule: messenger RNA, 1887 nt
Organism: Brassicogethes aeneus
Lineage: Eukaryota; Metazoa; Arthropoda; Insecta; Coleoptera; Nitidulidae
Source: the annotation of a GenBank genome assembly
AUGAUUAAGUUAUGCGUGAAGCACGAUGUGUUUUUGUCGAAAAUUAAGGACGAAGCUAUAGUGAGGAUAAGAAACAAUUACAUAUUUAAAGCCAAGUUGUGUAUGAAGCCUUUUAUAAAUUACACGCCAUUUUUGGGCAUGGUGUUCCUAUUAAGCAACUUUUUGGAGUACUAUGUUUUCUGGAAUGAAGAGAAAGCAAAGAAUAUGGUUCGUCAAUUACCGUAUUACUCGUAUUUGCCAUUCGACACGAACGAGCACUAUUUGUGGGGUUUUGCUUGCAAUGUUUUCUUCGUCUAUUUCGCCAUUAUCUUGUAUGUUUCAAACGAUGUUAUGCUUAUAAGUGUUUUAUUUUUUAUGUCAGUUAAACUGCAAAUCCUGCAAAAUUUUCUAAGGAACCUUGGAAAGUACGCUGGCAAUAUUAGGCAGAUUCAUGGCGAAUUAACUGAAGAUCAGGCUGUGUUUGUUACAAUAAGAUUGUGCAUUAUGGAGCAUCAAAAUAUAAUGAAAUUGGUUACUGAAAUAAACAGCAACAUUAAGUUUGUACUUUUAUUGGAAUUUUUCACAAACUCUUUGCAACUAGCAGCAAACCUUUUAACCAUAAUGGACCUCGAAAUCGGAGCUAUUUUCUUCUUUGUGCUCCUGUAUUUAGUCCAAAAAGUUGCCGAAAUUAUGGUUUUACAUUAUGCUGCUGACGAAAUUAAAUCACAGAGCCUAAAUCUAUCAACAGCUAUUUGCGACUCAAACUACUACAACUAUAACAAAAAAUCCAAAGAUUGCCUCAGGCUUAUGUUACUUUUCGGAGCCAUACAGAGGAUGAUUAAGUUAUGCGUGAAGGACGAUUUGUUUUUGUCGAAAAUUAAGGACGAAGCUAUAGUGAGAAUAAGAAAAAAAAACAUAUUUAAAGCCAAGUUGUUUAUGAAGCCUUUUUUAUAUUACACGCCAUUUUUGGGCAUGGUAUUCAUAUUAAGCAAUUUUUUGGAGUACUAUGUUUUCUGGAACGAAGAGAAAGCAACGAAUAUGGUUCGUCGAUUACCGUAUUACUCUUAUUUGCCAUUUGACACGAACGAGCACUAUUUGUGGUGUCUUGCUUGCCAUUUUAUCUGCGCCUAUUAUGCCAUCGCGUUGUUUAUUUCAAGCGAUAUUUUGCUCAUAAGUUUUUUAUUUUUUAUGUCAGUUAAACUGCAAAUCCUGCAAAAUUUUCUAAGGAACCUUAGCAAGUACGCUGGCAAUAUUAGGCAGAUUCAUGGCGAAUUAACUGAGGGUCAGGCGGUUUUUGUAGCAAUAAGAUUGUGCAUUAUCGAGCAUCAAAAUAUAAUGAAAUUGGUUACUGAAGUGAACAGCAACAUUAAGUUUGUACUAUUUUUGGAGUUUUUCACAAACUCCAUGCAACUAGCAGCAAACCUUUUGGCCAUAAUGGACCUCGAAAUCGGAGCUAUUUUCUUCUUUGUGCUACUGUACUUAUUCCAAAGAGUUGCCGAAAUUAUGAUUUUACAUUAUUCAGCUGACGAAAUUAAAUCGCAGAGCCUUAAUCUAUCAGAAGCUAUUUGCGACUCAAACUACUACAACUAUAACAAAAAAUCCAAAGAUUGCCUCAGGCUUAUGUUACUUUGCUUGAACCCCUUCAAGCACGUUUCUAUCGAUUGCCUUUUUCCCCGCUCGCCGGCUUACAUAACCUUCGAACUAGUGAUCUUAGCUGCCACGGUGUUGACCUACACCCAGUUCAUGCAAGUUGCAACUUGCCAUCAAUCAUGCCGACACCGCUACGGCGACGUGCCAACGCAAUCACAGGCGGCUCUCUAUGCUCCUGCUAUUCCUGCUGUCUCCGCCAAAUUAAUGUAUCCGACACAUUGCUCACCUUUAAAGAAGCUAGAAUUUUGUUCGUUCUGA